UUGCUCAGCAACGAGAAGGCAAACAAGCUGUGGCACUAGAGCUGGUAGAGUUAACUCGUUCAAUAGUCUGGAAAGUUACCCCUCUCAACUCAACUUCCCAAAACUUUUUUUGUGUUUUUGCUUGCAAAUGACGUUUGGAGAUUUAUUGUUUUAAAAAGAAUCGUGUUCUCAGAUGGUACAUUAAUAAGAUGGCUGGCAAAAAGAAAGAAGUCAGCUUGCAGGCGUCUGUCGCAAACCAAGAGCAAUGGGAUGAGAUGCUUGCAACUAAAGGUUUAACAGUUGUAGAUGUGUACCAGCAGUGGUGUGGUCCAUGCCGAGCUGUUGUCAGUUUACUGAGGAAGAUCAAAAAUGAACUGGGAGAUGACUUGUUACAUUUUGCCACAGCAAAAGCUGACAGUAUCGAUGCUCUAGAAAGGUACAGGGGGAAGUGUGAGCCCACCUUCCUGUUCUAUGGGGGGGGGGAGAUGGUCUCAGUGCUGCGGGGGGCUAACGCUCCUGUCCUCCAGAGGAUGGUGUUGGAGGAACUGGCCAGAGAGAAGACUGUCCUGGAGGAGGGAGGGGAACGCAGAGUGGUGAAAGAUGAAGGUUUGAUAGAUGAAGACGAGGAGGAGGAUCAAAGUGAUGAAGAUACGCUUGUUCCAGACAGUAAAUCAUACACAGUGGCCAUCAUCAAACCAAACGCUGUGGCUCAUGGCAAAACUAGUGAGAUUAUCAUGAAGAUUCAGGAUGCCGGGUUUGAGAUCCUAGCCCACGAGGAGAGAACGCUGAGCGACUCUGAAGCACGAGAUUUCUACCAGAACAAAGUUGGAGAGGCAUGUUUUGAAGACCUGAUCCAGUUCAUGUCCAGUGGCCCCUCUCACAUCCUGGUGGUCUCUCAGAGGGAGGGGUCAGGUAAUGUGGUGCCAGCAUGGAGGGAGUUCAUUGGUCCAGCAGACAUAGAGGAAGCCAGGAGGGAUAAACCUGAGAGCCUACGUGCCCAGUAUGGCAGUGAAACCCUGUUCAACACGCUCCACGGUAGUGACGACAGCCAUCAGGCCAGGAGGGAGCUGGCCUUCUUCUUCCCCAGCUUCAGGACUUCUUCCCGGGCAGAGCAGCACGAGGAGGAAGGGCGAAUGGAGAGGACACUGGCUCUCAUCCGACCCAACCUCUCCAGGGAGAGCAAAGAUGAGAUCUGGUCUCGUAUCCAUGAGGCUGGCUUCACUGUGUCUCUCCAGAGAGAGGUGAUAUUAACAGAGGAACAGGCCAGACGGUUCUACAAACGACAUGUUGACCAGGACUACUUCCCUGCCCUACUGCACAACAUGACCAGCGGUCCUGUGUUGGCUCUGGCCCUGGCCAGGACGGGAGCUGUGGACCACUGGAGGAACCUUCUGGGCCCUAAAGACGUCAACAAGGCCAGGGAGGAGCAGCCCGACUGCCUCAGGGCCCAGUUCAUGGUGGCCAGUGAGGAGGACAGUGAGCCCCAGAACCAGCUGAACCAGCUCCAUGGCAGUGCCAGCAGGGAGGAGGCAGAGGAGGAGAUUGACUUCUUCUUCCCUAAACAGCAGACUCUGGCCAUCAUUAAGCCUGACUCCAUGGACGAACAUAGAGAGGAGAUCCUGGGGGAGAUCCGUGCUGGAGGUUUCUCUAUAUCUCGGCUGAAGGAGACAGUGUUGUCUAGAGACACGGCUGAGGAGUUCUACAGGGAACACAGAGACAAACCGUUCUUCAGCCAGCUGGUUGACUUCAUGUGCAGCGGCCCCUGUAUGCUGCUGGUGCUGACCAAGGAAAAUGCUGUGGAGGAGUGGCGGUCCAUGAUGGGCCCCACAGACCCUGGCCUGGCCCAGGUUGCGGCCCCGGGGUCCCUGAGGGCCCGCUUCGCCUUAGACAUCCUCCACAACUCCCUUCACGGCUCCUCCAAUCAGGAGCAUGCUCAGGAGAAGAUACACUUCCUGUUUGGUGAUAUCAUCACCUCAGAUAGAGACCUGACCAGCAAUGGGGAACUGGAUCCCACAUCGCGAGGAAAACAGCAGGACAGUUUUGCAGAUCUCAUGGCUUCCGACAAAUCAGGUUGUACAACUGCAGAAAUGACAGAACAUGCUGAGCCAGGAAGUCCAGAGAGCCAUCAAGAGCAUGUUGAGCCAGGAAGUCCAGAGAGCCAUCAAGAGCAUGUUGAGCCAGGAAGUCCAGAGAGCCAUCAAGAGCAUGUUGAGCCAGGAAGCCCAGAGAGCCAUCAAGAGCAUGUUGAGCCAGGAAGCCCAGAGAGCCAUCAAGAGCAUGUUGAGCCAGGAAGCCCAGAGAGCCAUCAAGAGCAUGUUGAGCCAGGAAGCCCAGAGAGCCAUCAAGAGCAUGUUGAGCGGGCCACAUCCACGUCAGACACACCUAGUGUCACAAGCAAAGAAGGGAAAGGUGAUCAGACACCAGUCUGAAGAAGAAGGAUCAACAGAUGCCCAGUAGAGAUCCCCAGGACAGAUCCCCAAGACAGAUCACCAGAAGAGAUCCCCAGGACAGGUCACCAGUAGAGAUCCCCAGGACAGAUCCCCAGGACAGGUCGCCAGUAGAGAUCCCCAGGACAGGUCACCAGUAGAGAUCCCCAGGACAGGUCACCAGUAGAGAUUCCCAGGACAGAUCCCCAGUAGAGAUCCCCAGGACAGAUCCCCAGGACAGGUCACCAGGACAGAUCCCCAGUAGAGGUCACCAGUAGAGAUCCCCAGUAGAGUUCCCCAGUAGAGUUCCCCAGGACAGAUCCCCAGGACAGAUCCCAAGUAGAGAUCCCCAGGACAGAUCCCAAGUAGAGAUCCCCAGGACAGAUCCCAAGUAGAGAUCCCCAGGACAGAUCCCAAGUAGAGAUCCCCAGGACAGGUCACCAGUAGAGAUCCCCAGGACAGAUCCCCAGUAGAGAUCCCCAGUAGAGAUCCCCAGGACAGGUCACCAGUAGAGAUCCCCAGGACAGGUCACCAGUAGAGAUCCCCAGGGCAGGUCACCAGGACAGAUCCCCAGUAGAGAUCCCCAGGACAGAUCCCCAGGACAGGUCACCAGGACAGAUCCCCGGUAGAGGUCACCAGUAGAGAUCUCCAGGACAGAUCCCAAGUAGAGAUCCCCAGUAGAGUUCCCCAGGACAGAUCCCCAGUUGAGAUCCCCAGGACAGAUCCCCAGUAGAGAUCCCCAGGACAGAUCCCCAGUAGAGAUCCCCAGGACAGAUCCCAAGUAGAGAUCCCCAGGACAGAUCCCAAGUAGAGAUCCCCAGGACAGGUCACCAGUAGAGAUCCCCAGUAGAGAUCCCCAGGACAGGUCACCAGUAGAGAUCCCCAGGACAGGUCACCAGGACAGAUCCCCAGUAGAGAUCCCCAGGACAGGUCACCAGUAGAGAUCCCCAGGACAGGUCACCAGUAGAGAUCCAUAUGACAGGUCACCAGUAGAGAUCCCCAGGACAGAUCCCCAGUAGAGAUCACCAGUACAGAUCCCCAGGACAGGUCACCAGUAGAGAUCACCAGUACAGAUCCCCAGGACAGGUCACCAGUAGAGAUCACCAGUACAGAUCCCCAGGACAGAUCCCCAGUAGAGAUCACCAGUAGAGAUCCCCAGGACAGAUCCCCAGUAGAGAUCACCAGUAGAGAUCCCCAGGACAGGUCACCAGUAGAGAUCACCAUUACAGAUCCCCAGGACUCUGAUCGUCAAAGUUAAGACUGAAUGGCCUUCGUCUUUCAGAUACAACAAAUCAACAAUACCACUUGUAGGGCUACAGUACAUUAUCAUGUUACUUCAUUUGAAUGUUGCGAAAAAUGAAAUAAAAAUGUUACUGCAGAU
Molecule: messenger RNA, 3786 nt
Organism: Oncorhynchus kisutch (coho salmon)
Lineage: Eukaryota; Metazoa; Chordata; Actinopteri; Salmoniformes; Salmonidae
Gene: nme9
Product: NME/NM23 family member 9
Exons: 16
Coding region: 189-2408 (739 amino acids)
Biological process (GO): GTP biosynthetic process; UTP biosynthetic process; CTP biosynthetic process
Molecular function (GO): nucleoside diphosphate kinase activity
Source: RefSeq, a predicted model, not a curated record